CCGCGCCCACUUCCUCCGCCGCUCCCGCACCCGCACCCGGCCAGCCGGCGGUGGCGCACCCGGGUGGCAGUGCUGCGCGCCCAGACCUCCCCGGCGGCUGCGGCGGCGAGGCGGCCCUCGGCGCGCUCGGAUAACCCCACCGCGCGCGCCUUGCGACCCGGCGGCCGGCGGAGCGUUCGGCUGCCCGCAUGGACGCGGCGCUGAAGCGGAGCCGCUCCGAGGAGCCGGCGGAGCUCCCGCCGCCCGCCCGGGAGGUGGACGAGAAAGAGGAGGAGGAGGAAGAGAGGAUGGAGCAGGGCCUGGAGGAGGAGGAGGAGGAGGUGGACCCCCGGAUCCAGGGAGAACUGGAGAAGUUAAACCAAUCCACGGAUGACAUCAACAGACAGGAGACUGAACUUGAGGAUGCACGCCAGAAAUUCCGAUCUGUCCUGGUCGAGGCCACGGUGAAACUAGACGAGCUGGUGAAGAAAAUCGGCAAAGCUGUGGAGGACUCGAAGCCCUACUGGGAGGCGCGCAGGGUGGCAAGGCAGGCUCAGCUGGAAGCUCAGAAAGCCACACAGGACUUCCAGAGGGCCACUGAGGUGCUCCGUGCUGCCAAGGAGACCAUCUCCCUGGCCGAGCAGCGGCUGCUGGAGGAUGACAAACGGCAGUUCGACUCCGCUUGGCAGGAGAUGCUGAAUCACGCGACUCAGAGGGUCAUGGAGGCGGAGCAGACCAAGACGAGGAGUGAACUGGUGCACAAGGAGACUGCAGCCAGGUACAACGCGGCCAUGGGCCGUAUGCGGCAGCUGGAGAAGAAGCUCAAGCGGGCCAUCAGCAAGUCCAAGCCUUAUUUUGAGCUCAAGGCUAAGUACUACGUGCAGCUGGAGCAACUGAAGAAGACAGUGGAUGACCUUCAGGCCAAGCUGGCCCUGGCGAAAGGCGAGUACAAGGCGGCCCUGAAGAGCCUGGAGAGGAUCUCUGACGAGAUACAUGAGCGGCGGCGUUCCAAUGCCAUGGGUCCUCGGGGCUGUGGCGUGGGGGCUGAGGGCAGCGUCUCAUCCGUGGAGAGUCUGUCUGGGAACAAGCCUGAGCCUGAUGCCAUUUCUGUGGCUUCCGAAGCCUUUGAAGACGACAACUGCAGCAACUUAGUGUCUGAAGAUGACUCAGAAACCCAGUCUGUAUCCAGCUUUAGUUCAGGACCGACGAGUCCAUCGGAAAUGCCUGACCAGUACCCUGCAGUAGCAAGGCCCGGCAGCUUGGAUCUGCCCAGCCCCGUGUCCCUGUCUGAAUUUGGAAUGAUGUUUCCAAUUCUGGGCCCUCGAAGUGAAUGCAGCGGGGCCUCCUCCCCCGAAUGUGAGGUAGAACGAGGAGACAGAGCGGAAGGGGCUGAGAAUAAAACGAACGACAAAGCCAACAACAACCGAAUUCUCGGCAACAGCAGCAGUGGUGGCGGCAGGGGCAGGAGCAGAAGCAGCACGUCCCUUGAGGGCCAGGCCCUGGAAACCCGUAUGAAGCAACUCUCCCUACAGUGCUCAAAAGGAAGAGAUGGGGUUAUUGCUGACAUAAAAAUGGUGCAGAUUGGCUGAUCCAACCAGGGCUGUGGCCCAUGUGCAAAUCACAUUUACACAUGAAACUCAAGAAACAUCGUGCCAAUAAUCAUUUAACCUAAGCCAAAUAGUUUGCAUUUACUCUCAACUGCACUAACCAGGUUUCAGUGACCUUGAGGGCUGAAGAAUUCCCCCUCUGAUAAGAGCUCUUGGGCUGGCGUGUUCUUCAGAGCAGAGCCAUUGCAGGUGAACUGUGACCAGGGUCACGGCCUUUGCAGAACGCUCCCUGUGGCGGCAGUGUGGAAGCAAUAACUAGUUUCUGUGAAGGAACCGGAGCCAGGAGGAGAACUGGACACUUAGCCAGACUGGGAUCACUUAGCCCACAUCUCUGUCCCCUCUUCCCUCUGUUUGGGGAAACUGAGAUGUUUUCUCCAUUGUAUCACAGGGCGCCAAAAUAAUUUUAAAACUCACACAGACACACACUCAAGUGUUCAGAACACAUUGUUUGGACCUGGUGGAAGCUUAAGAGCAAUGGUGAGAACAUGAAUUAUCUUCUUUCACCCGUGGUGCUCAGAGGGAGAUUUUAAGAAAGCAUGUCUUCUGGGACACCCACGGACCAUAUCCUAGGAAGCUACCGUGAACCGCACUUUUGGGGGGUGGGAAAGGUGAGUGAAUGCCAAUGUGGGGAUGGGUCAGGAGGUGGCAGGGACAUAGCGUAGAGGGGAUUGGUGGCCGUGGGAGGUUCUAUAGCCUGACCGUGGCCUGACCGCCGAGGGGGGUUUAUUCUAAGACAAGUGCAUGUGAAGAAUGGUUGCCACUGUUCUCUCUAGACUGACAAGUUGAUUUCUCUUUAGGCUGUAACUUCUACAAUAAUUGCGAUUAUUUAAGGGUUAUGCUGCACCUAGUAUUUCUUAGAGGAAACGGUCCUUAAAGCUAGGAAAGGGAGUGGGCAUGUUACUGGCAGAGGCUGGUAAAUAGAAGCAAUGGAUGUCAUGAUAAUAGUAGCGUGUUUAGACUUACUGUUUAUGGUUAUGCAUAUUUGGGGCACUGUAUUUUAUUUGUCCUGUUUUAUUGAUUUGGCUUUUCUGAAGAAAAAAGCACCCCCCCAUUUCAAAUUGUCUCUUAAUUCUGUCAUAGCUUGUAUAUUUUAGCUAUGUGUGUAUAGCUUCAUACAACAGUGGUGUCUCCUUUUUUAUUGAUGAAUAUAGUAUCCUAAUUACAAGGUUAUUUUGUACUUGUUUUAAUACCUUGAGGGUAAUAAAAACUAAGAAAACUUUGUGACUUCA
Mesocricetus auratus (golden hamster) is the source of this 2815-nucleotide messenger RNA. It is a transcript of the gene Sh3bp5, whose product is annotated as SH3 domain binding protein 5. Lineage: Eukaryota; Metazoa; Chordata; Mammalia; Rodentia; Cricetidae. Bases 189 to 1568 code for a protein of 459 amino acids. Gene Ontology annotation, cellular component: cytoplasm. The transcript is spliced from 9 exons. Gene Ontology annotation, biological process: negative regulation of protein tyrosine kinase activity; intracellular signal transduction. The record is from RefSeq and is a predicted model, not a curated record. Gene Ontology annotation, molecular function: protein kinase inhibitor activity.